AUGGCAGCUCGUCUCCAGAGGGACAAGCUUCGAUCUGAAGGUUUGGGGAAGUAUGACAAUGCUAUUCCAUAUCUAGACCAGAAUUAUGAAGAGAUUAAGGCAAAAUGCCUGCAGAAUGGGGAGCUAUUCACUGAUCCACAAUUCCCUGCUGGGCCAGAAGUGCUUGGCUAUAACGAAUUGGGUCCCUACUCACAGCAAACUCAAGGCAUCGAAUGGAAGAGGCCUCAGGACAUUGUAAGUGACCCUCAAUUCAUCUUGGAUGGGGCAACUAGGACUGAUGUUUGCCAGGGGGCUCUCGGGGACUGCUGGCUCCUGGCUGCCAUAGCUUCCCUCAGCCUCCAGGAAACACUGCUCUCCCGGGUGAUACUCCAAGGCCAAAGCUUCCAGAAUGACUAUGCAGGCAUUUUCCACUUUCGGAUCUGGAGGUUUGGGGAGUGGUUAGAUGUGGUGGUGGAUGAUCUGCUGCCCACGAUCAAUAACAAUCUAGUAUUUGUGCAUUCGGCUGAGAAGAAUGAAUUCUGGACUGCCCUGCUGGAGAAGGCCUAUGCUAAAUUGAAUGGCUCAUACGAAGCACUUAUUGGGGGCACCUCAACUGAAGGCUUUGAGGACUUUACAGGGGGUGUGGCUGAAGCAUACAACCUCCAAAACCCCCCCAAUAAUCUGCUUAGCAUCAUACAGAAGGCCUUACAACGAGGCUCUCUAAUUGGCUGUAGUAUUACGGUAAGAAAUAACCAGAUAGAGGCUGUGAGUUCCCUGAAGCUGGUGAAGGGUCAUGCUUAUUCAGUGACUGCGCUUCAAGAGGUCAACUACCAGGGCAAAAGCGAGAAUCUAAUCCGUAUCCGAAAUCCUUGGGGCCAGGUGGAAUGGACAGGACCCUGGAGUGAUGAUUCAAGUGAGUGGCAAGAAGUGGACCAACAAGUCCGUGAACAAUUGUUGGUCAAGAUGGAAGAUGGGGAAUUCUGGAUGUCCUUCACAGACUUCUUGGGACAUUUCUCAAACCUGGAAAUCUGCAACUUGACCCCUGAUGCCCUCAGCCAGGACAAUCUGAGCCAAUGGCAUAGCGAGGUCUACGAGGGCAGCUGGCGUAAAGGCAGCACGGCAGGAGGUUGCAGUAAUUAUCCUUCUACUUUCUGGGCCAACCCCCAGUUUAAGAUUCAGCUGCUGGAGCCUGAUGAUCACCACCACAAUGAUAAUGCCUGUAGCUGUCUGAUUGCCCUGAUGCAGAAGAACCGCAGAGCUCAGCGGUGUAAGGGUGGAGACAUGCACUCCAUCGGCUUCUCUAUCUAUGAGGUUCCAAAGGAGGGUGUGAGCAAUGAACCCUUGCAGAAGAAUUUCUUCAUGAUGAAUCAGUCCCUAGCCCAUUCUGGAAGUUUCAUCAACAGGAGGGAAGUUUGCGCCCACUUUCAGCUGCCUCUCGGAGAGUAUAUCAUUGUACCUUCUACCUUUGAACCCAACCAAGAUGCUGACUUCAUUAUUCGAGUCUUCACUGAGAAACAGAGCAAAUUUCAACAGGUAGAUAAUAACCUCUGUGAAUCAGUGCCUCCUCUGGAGACAGUCAAAGAGAGUGAUGUGGAAGAUUCCCUCAAGGAAAUAUUUGAGCAAGUGGGAGGAAAGGACAAGGAGAUCGAUAUCCAUGGGCUUGGAAAAAUCCUCAACAAGAUGAUCUCCAAAAACAAAGACUUGAAGACUGGUGAUUUCUGCAUGGAGUCCUGCCAAAACAUGAUGAACCUCAUGGAUACUGAUGGCAGUGGUCACCUGAACAUGAUGGAGUUUCAGGUCCUGUGGAACAAGAUUCAGAAGUGGCUGGCCAUCUUCCGUAUGCACGAUGCGGACAAGUGUGGCACCAUGAACUCCCACGAGAUGCGCCUGGCUGUGGAAGCAGCUGGCAUCAAGCUAAACAACAAGUUGCUCGAGGUGCUGGUGUCCCGCUAUUCGGAUGAGAACAUGGGCAUCAGUUUGAACAGAUUUAUCUGCUGCCUUGUCAAGCUGGAGGCCAUGUGCCAUUUCUUCACUAAAAUGGAUCCUAAGAAAACCGGUCAGGCUGUCAUAGACCUACCCCAGUGGUUGCUAUUGACCAUGUGUGGAUAG
This is a messenger RNA of Dromiciops gliroides (monito del monte), 2088 nucleotides long. It is a transcript of the gene CAPN11, whose product is annotated as calpain 11. Lineage: Eukaryota; Metazoa; Chordata; Mammalia; Microbiotheria; Microbiotheriidae. The coding region runs from base 1 to 2088 and encodes 695 amino acids. The record is from RefSeq and is a predicted model, not a curated record. The transcript has 21 exons. Gene Ontology annotation, molecular function: calcium ion binding; calcium-dependent cysteine-type endopeptidase activity. Gene Ontology annotation, biological process: proteolysis. Gene Ontology annotation, cellular component: cytoplasm.